Messenger RNA from Fimicolochytrium jonesii, 1092 nucleotides. RefSeq lists its product as uncharacterized. Bases 262 to 822 code for a protein of 186 amino acids. The transcript has 2 exons. The record is from RefSeq and is a predicted model, not a curated record. NCBI's taxonomy places the organism in Eukaryota, Fungi, Chytridiomycota, Chytridiomycetes, Spizellomycetales, Powellomycetaceae.
CCAAAGCAAACCCAAAGCUCCCUCGCUGCGGCGUCUCUCGUGCGACCCCAACUUCCCACUUCCCUGCCGCUUGCUCGGGCAAGGAACGGGCACAUGAUCACUCAACGCAGGUUCCAUAUUGCCGCUUGAACGUUAACUCAGAACACUCUCUCCCAUUCGCCUCACAAGUGAUCUCAUUGCCAUACCCCCCGCUCUUCACAACAACAACGUUUGCAUACCCCCAACUCCCACUCUUCACCACCACCACCACAAGCUCCAGAAAUGAAGUCCGCCAUCCUCCUCCUCGCCCUGGCCCCCUUGGCUCUCGCCCAGUCCACCUCCGUCACCUCCGCUUCCUCCUCCGCCCGUUCGACUGCCACCGCAACGACCUCCUCGGCGGGUGCACGUCCCACAGGAGCCGUCAACGGAACCGUUCCAAUUGCAGGCAACGGAACUGCGACAAACACCACCGCACCCAUGCACGCCGGUACUUGCGACCCCACCAAGCGUGCUGCCUGCUUCAAUGGAAUGACGAGGGAUACUUUGUGCUCUAACCCGCAGAACCAGAACACCGCUGGAGCCUGUCUCGCUGCCCUGACCUGUGACGGCGAAGCCCUCACUGUCCGUCAAAUGGCUACUCUACCCCAGUUCGCAUGCAUCUCCGCCGCCGACGGCCUCAUCAACCCUCCCACCGCACCCCUGAAACCCGCGGCCACAGUGCCAUUCACAUCACCUACACCUUUCCAGGCCGCGAAGGCCGGGGCCAGCAGCUUGAAGGACACCGUGGUUGUCAGUGGAGCGUUGAUGGGUGCCGUCGCUGUGGCUUUUAUGGCCGCUGCUUAGAGGGACUUACUUACUGGACUCUUUGUGGCUAUCGGUCGUAGAGGUAGAAUACAGUAGAGGGAAUUGCGGCGUAGGUUGCAGGACAACGUAUAUAGCAGUAGAAACCAACAUAUUACCCUACAGGAUCGUACGCUUUAUACACACAUGUUAUUAAUGUAAUGAAAGAAGCUAUAAGGAGUUAUGAAAUUCAUUUGAUGGGCAGAAAUGAGAAGGGCUCUUGCUGUUGGGUUCCUCUCCAAAGAAAGCACUAGAGGAGAGCGUUAGCGCUGG